Molecule: messenger RNA, 865 nt
Organism: Actinia tenebrosa (Australian red waratah sea anemone)
Lineage: Eukaryota; Metazoa; Cnidaria; Anthozoa; Actiniaria; Actiniidae
Product: allatostatin-A receptor-like
Source: RefSeq, a predicted model, not a curated record
AUGCCAGAUACAGAAGAAGUUAUAUUUGUCGUUCUGUUUUCUGUUGUUCUUGUCUUCAAUAUAGCAGGAAACUCCCUCGUUAUUUACAUCAUCACCAAUGAACGAGGAAUGAAAACAUCCACAAACUAUCUGUUGUUAAACUUGGCUGUAGCAGAUCUUUUAUUUGGCAUUUUUUUUGCUCCUGAAUACAUAUUCCUGCCUUUCUUUCGUCAUUCCGUGCCAGAUGGAAUUCUUGGUGAGUGGUGGUGUAAACUACUUUUAGAAAGUAGCAUCGCUUGGAUGGCCUCCAAAGCUUCUAUUUUCACCAUGAUUUGUUUAUCAGUUGAACGAUACUUUGCUGUUUGUCGUCCUCACACCUUCAGUCAGCGUUUCUCGCCAAAGAUCGUCAAAGUACUCGUUAUAGUGUCCUGGAUAUAUGCUGUUGUUGUAAUGUCAACAAUUUUUGUUCAUACUUACUUGAGCAAAAAUUGUUUAUACUGCUCCGUUAGCGUUUUGCUAGAAAUAACUUGUUCCUUGUCUCUGAUGAUAUUUUUUACUGUGAAAAUAUUCCUUUCCCUGUGGUGCAAGCAGACAGUCGAACCUACAGGAGAACGAGAGAUCACCGAGAGAAAGAAGAAAAAGAAAGUCACUUAUUGCGUUCUUGCUGUAGUUGUCACUUAUGUGGUGUGCUGGAUUCCCAUAAGUAUUAACUACUUACUACUUAGAUUAUCAGCCAGUUCUGACAUAACCCUAACAAUAUUAAUAUUGGUUGCUUCUCUUAACGCUGCUCUGGACCCGUAUCUGUUUAGUUUUCAAAGUUCGAAAUUUAAGGCUUUGGUGAAAAAGGUUCUAUGCUGUAGAAAAGAGUCCUCGCAAUAAGGCAAGG